Molecule: messenger RNA, 3108 nt
Organism: Maudiozyma saulgeensis
Lineage: Eukaryota; Fungi; Ascomycota; Saccharomycetes; Saccharomycetales; Saccharomycetaceae
Source: the annotation of a GenBank genome assembly
AUGGAUCGUCGAAAGACAUUUGCAGAACCAACCGCCUCCAACACUGGUAGUAAUAUAAAGGGUUUGCAGUUAUUUAUUGCUGAUUUAAGAGCAUCACAACAAUCAGAAGAUCAACUGAAGAGGAUUCAUUCCGAAAUUGUAAAGAUAAAACAACAUUUUAAUGCUUCUAAUAAGAAAAGUACAUCUAAUGGACAUAUACUGAAUAAUAAUAAAUUUGAUGGGUAUCAACGGAAAAAAUAUGUUGCCAAAUUGGCAUAUAUAUACAUUACAUCAAACACCACUAUGCUUAAUGAUAUUCUUUUCGGUUUGGAUGAAGUAAUCAAAUUAAUUAAAUCCAAUGUAUUUUCUGAAAAAUUUAUAGGAUAUAUGACGUUGGAACUUUUAUAUAGACAUAAAAUUGUUGUCGAAAGAGUUAAUGAUCAGGUUAUCACACAACUUAUAAAAGAUAUUUCAAGUUCUAAAGAUGAUUUUACAGAAUUAGGAUUAAAUUUUGUUGGUGUUACUGGGACUCUAACUAAAGAUCUUGCAUCGAAUCAAGACUUAGUAUCAGGAGUCUUUCAAAUAUUAAGGUCACCAACUUCAUCCUUGUAUUUGAAAAAGAAAUCGACAUUGGCAUUUUUAACCUUAUUAAAAAGUAAAAAUUCAAUUCUAGCAGAUGACAUUCAACGUAAACAAUUAUGGAUUCAAAGAAUUUUAAGUUUGUUGGAUGAUACAGAUAACUAUAGAUUAACUCUCACAACAUUACCCUUAGUCGAAUACAUUGCAAAAAACAUUGAUCCUUCAUUUUUUAUAAGGUUAAUUCCACAAUUAAGUGAUAUAUUAUACAAAUGUGUGGUAACAGGUGGAUCUAACAAUGGAAGAGGAUCAUUUCCAGAUGAAUAUAAAUUUGCAAAUAUGCCAAACCCGUGGUUAAUUACUAAAAUUGUAUCAUUAUUGAAUGUUCUUAUAAUAUCGCCAUCUGAAACAGAGGACAAUAAUGGUUUAUUUGAAUCAAGUUUACUGCAUACAGAUAAUAUUGAUCCAGAGACCUUGGGGCGACUAAGAAUGUGUGUUAUGGAAACUAUCAAUUUGGGUACAAGGAGAACUUCUGAUCCAAUGGAAAAGAUAGUUCAGAAUACAAUCCUUUUUUCCUUGAUAAAUUUUGCCUCUAAAUUAGAUCCAUCUCAUGAAGCUAUUGUUAAUUCAGCAACUGCUUUAUGUGAACUUUUGAAUUCAAAUGAUAUCAAUGUUCGUUACUUAACUUUGGAUUCCUUAAUUAGAUUGUGUUCUUUCAGUGGGAAGACAGCAUUUGAUAGUAUUCGUGGUAAAAAUUUAGACCUUAUUUUUCAUAUAUUGAAUAGUGAAAGAGAUUCUUCAAUUAUUAGAAAGGUUGUUGAUUUGUUAUACACUUUCGCAGAUAUCAAUAAUGUUAAGACUAUUGUUGAACAACUAUUAAGUUUCAUACUGACAUCUAAGCAUUUAUCGGACCCACAUCUUAAAUCUGAUAUUGCAAUUAAAGCUGCGAUCUUAACAGAAAAUUUUUCAACGGAUCCAAGUUGGUAUGUCAAUAUUUCGUUAAAGAUAUUAUCAUUGUCUGUCAAUACCUCUUCAAAGGAUGAAGAGAUCUGGAGAAGAUUAUGUCAAAUUGUUGUAAAUAACCCUCAACUGCAAACCUUGACGUGCCAGAAGCUGGUAGAAUAUCUUCGUUCUAAUCUGACCUCUGAAUAUAUUGUUAAAGUGGCUGCAUUUAUAAUAGGAGAAUACACAAAUUUGAUAGCAGAAAAAGUUCCAAUUGCUGACUUAUUUAAUAUGUUUACCGAAAAGUAUUUUACUGUUCAAAAUGGAACUAAAGCAAUGAUACUUACGACUAUGAUAAAAUUAUAUAGAUGUCAACCUGGUAUUGGUUCUGCAGUGAUCAAAUUUUAUCAAUUAGAAUUAAAUUCCUUAGAUAUUGAGUUACAAACACGUUCAUAUGAAUACCUUAAAUUAAUUCAAAUAUCUAAGAUGAAUCAAAAUCUACAUUUAUUAGAUACGUUGUUGCAACCAUUACCUCCAUUUAAUAAUAAAUCGAACCCACUACUAAAGAGAUUGGGUAGUCUGCCGAUCGCAUCAUCCUCAACAACAGCAUUAUCCUCAAGUCGUAGUAGAAGUUCAAGUAUGAUAUGGAAGAAUAACUCAAAUGAUGGAUCGGAUAAUAAUGAUGCAUUGCAGACAACUUCACAAGGAACAGAUGUAACUGCAGUCCCACGUCCUCCUCCAGCAAGAAAGACAAGAUCAUCUUCAACGUUUUCAGAAAUGUUAAACAGAAAUUCCACGUUAGACUCAAAGUAUAACGAACUCAAAUUAUCAAAUAAUUGGAGAGAAGGGUCAUCAAGAAUGUUUCAAUUUAGACAAGGUAUCUUAUUAUCUUCGCCAUUAUUAAAGGUUUUGUAUAAAAUUGUGGUGCUUGAUCCAACAAAGCUCGAAAUUAUUUUGACGUUUGCGAAUCAAACUGAAUGGGAAAUCAGUUCAUUAACGAGUGAAAUAAUAGCUUCACGUACAAGUAAUAAUCCAGAAUAUUUCUUACAAAAUAUACAACCCCCUGAGAAUCCAAUGAUUGCUCCACACCAUAAAGUCGAACAAAGAUUUGAAAUUGUUAUAAGAAAACCUUUUUCUUGUAAUGAAGCUCCGAUUGCUAGUAUAUAUUUCAAAUGUGGUGGUAGUAUGAAUACAUUGAAUUUGAAAAUGGGUUUAGGUGUUACUAGUACGUUAAGUACUAAUGGUUCUGUAACAUUAGCUCAAUUUGUUAAGCGUUGGAAAACAUUAAGUGAUGCGAUGGGUAAAGAUGGUGAGUAUCAAUCUAAUGAUAUUUUGGUGAAUCUAUUCGAGAACGAGACUCCUGAUGGUAACCUUAAAAAGCUGAUAAAUAUUUUAAUGAGAAUGGGAUUCGAUAUAGUGGAACAAACUGCUUUAUCACAAACAUUAUUUCUUGCCGGUAUUAUUCAUACUAAGACAGAUGGUAAUUUUGGUUGUUUAUUGAAGUUAUCCUGUUUAGAGACAGGGAAAGUAAAUAUCACUUGUAAAACUACAACAGGCGGACCAUUGGCACAAUAUAUUGUUAAUUGUAUCAUUUUUGCAAUCAACAAAUAA